This is a messenger RNA of Linepithema humile (Argentine ant), 1419 nucleotides long. The record is from RefSeq and is a predicted model, not a curated record. NCBI's taxonomy places the organism in Eukaryota, Metazoa, Arthropoda, Insecta, Hymenoptera, Formicidae.
AUGCAGGGGGCACUGGAAGUUGUAGAAGAGUGGUGUCAGAGGACGGGUUUAGCGGUGAAUCCACUGAAAACCGGUCUUGCUGUCUUCACUCGCAAAUACAAGGUGGGCACCAUUGUGGGACCCACUCUUGGAGGAGUAAGGUUAGUUCCGACCGAAUCAGUGAAAUAUUUGGGAGUUAUUCUGGAUAGGAAACUGCUUUGGGAGGAGCACCUUCGUAACCGGUGCAAAAGCUUGUGCCAGUAUUUUUGGACGUGCAGAAGGACCUUUGGCCAGACUUGGGGUUUGAAACCGAGUGUGAUACAUUGGAUCUACACAGCCAUACUUCGCCCCAGACUCACAUACGCAGCCGUGGUAUGGUGGACUAGGGUGCAAAAGAAAACAGCCAAAGUUGCGCUGGAGCAUGUCAGGGCUCUGAUUUUGAGAGGGGCCCUGGGUGCUAUGGUUACGACAACAGUGGCGGCGAUGGGCGUAAUGUUCGGCAUCAAACCAUUUCAUCAGGUGGUAGUGGCUGCUGCAGCAAUGGCGGCAUACCGUCUAAGAUGCGAACUAAAAUGGAAGAAGGGAGCCCAGCAUACGAGGCUGCCGGAAAACGUUCUGCUGGAUCCGAUAUUCGAGAUGCGACAGAACAGAAUACCUAUUAUUCGGGCUUCUGAUAGGCGCUUCAAAGUGCAUAUACCGAGGCCGGAGGAGUGGGAAAAGGAAGGUGGAAACUUAGGAACUCGAGUGCGUGGAGGAGAUGUCUGGGUAGAAGCGGAAGAGCACAUCAGAAUUUGUACGGACAGCCAGGCAGCCAUCAAGGCGCUGGGGGCUCCGACAAUAACGUCGCGGUUGGUUCAGGAGUGCAGAGGCGUUUUGAACGAAUUGGCGAGAGAGAAAGAAGUCACCAUUACAUGGGUGCCUGGUCACUCGGGCAUCCUGGGUAAUGAAUGUGCGGACCAGCUAACAAAAGCGGGUUCAGAGACAACGAUGAUAGGACCGGGGCCGGCUCUGGGAAUCCCCUUUUGUCUAGGAAAGGGGAGGAUCAAAGAAUGGCUCCGCAGAGAACAUCUAAGACACUGGAGAGUGGAAUCUGAGUCCAAAUGCAGACAGGCUAGAGCUCAAAUGGAAGAUACUCCUAAUAGGGAACUGGCUUGGAGCAUAAGGGCUUUGAGUAGGAGGGAUGCCAGGACAGCGGUACACAUACUGACGGGUCAUGGCACCUUAAACUACCACAUGUACAAGCUUGGACGUAGCGAUACAUCCAGGUGCAGGGCAUGUGGAGACGACGAGAAAACAAGCCUUCAUGUACUCGGAGACUGUCCUGCACAUGCAGGGUUAAGACACAGGAUGCUGGGCUCAGCACUACUUGGGCCCGAGCAGAUCAGGGAGCUGCCGGUGAGGGAUCUGAUUCUCUUUUGGAGAAAAACGGGUCUCUCAUGA